Messenger RNA from Aspergillus aculeatus ATCC 16872, 902 nucleotides. RefSeq lists its product as uncharacterized. The transcript has 4 exons. Bases 121 to 810 code for a protein of 229 amino acids. The record is from RefSeq and is a predicted model, not a curated record. NCBI's taxonomy places the organism in Eukaryota, Fungi, Ascomycota, Eurotiomycetes, Eurotiales, Aspergillaceae.
CCCCCGCCCCCCUCUCUCUCCAUCGUCACUGCAGCCUCGGAUCCUUGUGCCCUACGCUCCUGGAUCACAUCCUGUCGUCUGUUGGCAAGUAUAACCUCUUUCGGUACGGCGGAACACAGAAUGGGCACACACAUUCACUUGGACCGGUCCAGGUGGAGGAUUGUGUCCAAGGUCAACGAACACGUCUUCCCAUUCGACCGCGAGGAUGCAGAGACCUUCGACAUUCGCCCAGGCCUUAUGCGCGUGUACAAGCAGAUUCCUAUCCUAGGAUCGGAGUUCAACCCCGCGGAGGAAAUCGCCCGGCAGGCCAACCAGCAGGUGCCCACCGAGGUGAAGGCCUUUCAGCGGUUUUCGUCCCUGCACCUACGCCCAGGUUGCACUCCAACCCUCCUCGACAGUAGGACAGAGCAACAAGGGGACGGGGACCGGGUUCCGGGGGGGUUCAUAUACACCAUCGUCUGGAGCAUUGUGCCAGGAAUCCGCCUGGGCGAUGACUUCGGUUCGCGGACCUUUUGGAACUUGCCUCGUGAAAAGCGAGAUCUGAUCCGAGCUGAAUUCAGAGACAAGCUUCCGGCUCUCUAUUCGUGCGGGUAUAUACCCUAUAUAGGAGCGACCCAGAACCUUGUUUGGGACGAAGCUAGCCUGAGACUUUACUUCGUCGGUUGGCGCAACUGCCUUCCCCUGAGACCAAACGAUAUCGAGCUGCCUUUCAGUCCCAUGCGUUGGGCGAGCUGGGGGCUAGCCGUAGCGCCCAGAAUUCCUUUCCCCAGCCCUACGUGGCAAGGACCCAUCGAUAGUUGGGAACUCUAGGUGCUCGUUAGGACAAUACUGCGUGGUGGAACAUGAUGGUCAGAGGGUUGACCGGUGCUCAGACGAGCCGUUUUCUCGAGCCUCACUGCCGG